UCUUUUUAUUGCAACACUCCUGUAUUAUAUAUGUCCAGUAAAACGGUGAAACUUUUAACUGAUGAAUUAUGCUAUCCUUAGACAGAGCCAGAGUGUUGUCUUCCAAUUAAAGAUUGAUACUUAUCUCUGAAAUGUAAAUCGUUAUCCAAACUUCUCAGAGUCCGUCUGUUUGCAGAUCCUCAACUCAAGACUCAGAACAGACCUGAGUGAGGUAAGACUUGUUAAGCUCCUCGUAAAGAGACACAAAACUUGAACCCGCUAUGCAAGAACACUGGGACGGAGACUUAGGUGAAGUGUCAAAAAGACUGGAUUUAAUAAGUCCACAAAAAACCAGGCAGGGGACAAAGCAAACUCUGAAGAGAGUGGGAAGAACGUAGAGCAGGGCUGAGACGGAGGUUGGGCUGGACGUGGCAGGCAGGACGGAAUGGAAUGUGGAGUUUCUGGAACAGGCAAAAAACAGAACAGGAUUAGCAUACGAAAAAAUCCAACAGGAAGAGUAUACAAAAAGACUAGAAAAUCUAGUCAGCCGGAACUGGAGUUUACCACUGUGAGUAUACGAAGAACUGGCGAAGUCUGAUGAUCGAACCGGAGUUUUAAGCAGCAGCAGCUUGAAAGCCGCUGCUGUCUGUGAUGCCCUCCCAUGACGCCCAGGUCGCUAGCUGACACUGCCAGUGAGCGGGAGACGCCACUGCACAACCGGUCCUGGGCCGGCACAGUCAGCCGGUUCUCGCCCUCCCACUUGCACACUGGAGAUUAAACUCCUCCCACCUACCAGUAUCCACAGCCAUCAGCUCCAAUCCACCCAAGUAAGUUCCUUUCAUAAACCAACUCACUGACGUCCUCGGCCAGCACCAGCAGCAGCCAAAAACCGCAGUAUCUUCAACGCAAUCAGCAACACCAGCACAACCAGCACAACCAUUAUUAACACCACCAGCAGCAACCAUCAUGUCCAGUCGUAGAAAGUCCUCCACCCCCUGCAUGGUCCGAGUCGUGCAUGAAGAGCAAGAUGACCCUAAUGAGGUAAUGGAUAUGGAAAUAUUGACGGACAACUAUGCGACAGAAAAAGAACAAUCAGAAUCAUCUGAAACUGCAGAAGACCUCCAGCAGGAGAACUCAGAGAAACCAGACCAGCAGACGUUUCCAGAAACAGUGGAAACCCAGAAUACUGAGCCAUUAGAACAAACGGAGCAGUUGAGAGAAAAAGACCAACCCCCUGUCAUUGACGAUGAAGAAACCAUAGAGGAGAAGGACAGGGAAGAGGUGGACUCUGACCCGCUGCCUCAGAAAAAAGAGUCCAGAGGCUAUGAAUGCAAAUACUGCCCGUUUUCUACACAGAACCUGAAUGACUUUAAAGAUCACGUAGACUCCAGCCACCCUAACGUCAUUCUCAAUCCGUUGUACCUCUGUGCUGUCUGCAACUUCAACACCAAGAAGUUUGACUCGCUCACAGAGCACAACGAGAGCCAGCACCCGGGCGAGACACAUUUUAAGUUCAAGCGGAUAAAAAUGAACAAUCAGACUAUCUUAGAACAGACAAUCGAAGGCAAGGACAAUUCAGUUGUAUGCAUAAUGUCAAAUGAACAGGACAACAGCAACAGCAGCUUUAUGUUUCCACCAUGCAUAUCAACCACAGUGAAAAUCCCCGACAAUAUCCAGUCACUGUAUCAAGGGGGGAAACUGAAAAGCCAGACUCAGAAGAAUCAAAUCACAGCAGUCAACAUCAACAGAACAGUGAUCAUCCCCGAACCCAAUAUCCUUCAAGGGCUCUCGCAUGUCACCCCAAUGCUCCAGCGUCCGCCUAACUUUAAAUCUGUACCAAAAAUAGCUGUUCCCUUGAACACCACCAAAUAUAACCCUUCUUUAGAUGACAAUUUAACGUUAAUCACGUCCUUUAACAAGUUCCCUUACCCAACGCAUGCUGAGCUGUCGUGGCUGACGGCUGCCUCCAAGCACCCGGAGGAUCAGAUCAAGGUCUGGUUCACUACCCAGCGGCUGAAGCAAGGCAUCACCUGGUCCCCAGAGGAGGUGGAAGAAUCCAGGAAAAAGAUGUUCAAUGGCUCCAUCCCUCCUGCACAUCACACGUUUACUGCCGCUCAACCGUCUGUCAAAUCCACCCAGCAGACCUUUGUCCACACCACAGUCGGACACACAAGUUACGUCCGGACCACUACGUCCAAUGGGUUGAGUGUAGUCACCACCACAACUUCUCCCGGUGAAGUUGCAAUUAGUUCCAGCCUUGCUAUUAAACGAUCUUUGCCAACACAUCUAAUGACAGUGUCUGGCCCGGAGGCUAAACGGCCCAUAAUGGCAGUUGCCCCCCAUUCUGGCAAUGCUAAAGACAGGGGCCUCAUGGCUCCUCCCCCUCCCCCUCCUCCAAAAGACCGCCUCCCAAUGGCUCCGCCCCCUGUCCCAAUGGAGACGAGGAGACCUGUAGCAGUUCCUCUGGUCACCUCUGAGAUGAGGUGGCCAUCCUCAACUGUGCCUUUAAUGCCACCGCCCUCAUCAUCAUCUUCUUUGUUGUCCAAAGGGAAGAUUCUCUCUACGUUAGGAAACACCAAAACAAAGCCAGUGGUGUCCCUGCCCUCCCUAGUCUUUCCAGAAUUUUUAACAAGGCCCUUGAUAGUUCCUCCGCCUAUCUUUGCGCCUUCAUUUCAAAACCCUUUACUUUUUCCUAUAACUUCGCCUAUCACUUCCAAAGAAAAGCACCUUUAUACUCAUGCUUUGGCAGCUUCUGAUCAGAAGCUGCCAAACUCCCCACCACUCAAUGGCCAACAGAUAAGAAGGUCAACCAUUAUCCAGUCAAUUCGGGCUCCUAUUAAAGCCCUGUCCCAGAUUCCAGGGUUUCCCUUCGAUAGCAAGAAACUAAAAGAGCAACAAGGAUUUGAUUGGAAAUCCAGCUACCCCAGAGGAGAUAAAGUACUCUAUCCUCUGGCAGAGGCCAACGGGACAUCUCGUACAGACGGAAAAUGGUCCCACAAUCACAACUCCCUGGCUCAGCACAAUGGUGUCCUACAUUUGGAUGGUGGUGAGCUGGCUGGAGUCCUGAAACCAGACUUUCAUCAAAAGUCCUCAGUCCUGACCCAAUUCCCCUUGCUGGAAAGGAUGAAAGGAAAGACAGCGGAACAGCUGAAGAUACUGGAGGAGAACUUCUUGAGGAAUGGCUUUCCCACUCUUAAUGAUGUGGAUAAUCUGGCGGGCAGCACCAACUUGUCUCACGAGGAAAUCGAGAGUUGGUUUGUGGAACGCCGUGCACUACGCGACAACCUGGAACAAGCCCUUCUUAACUCCAUGGGCACUAAGAGGAUGGGCACCGGUGGCAUUGCUGCCAUCACUAAGAAACGACUACAUCAACAACAACACCAAACCCUACAGCUAAAUGGGAUUCACAAGCCAAGCACUGGUGUGGGCCAUCUUAAAAGCCCUUUGACUCCCUCGCAUUCCAUGCCCAUCAUUGCACCCUCCAUCCCCAACCCUAAUUCCUGCUCAGUGCCUCCAGACAGAAGAUCCCAGGCCCUCCUCGACGACGAUUUUGCUCAAACGCGGUGGCCUUCCCCUGAGGAGAUCAGCCAAAUGGAGAGUCGGACAGGACGCGCCGAAAUUGCCCGCUGGUUCCACGACAGCCGGCUGCAGAGCGGCCACAUGGAGCUGACAGAACUUUUUGUGAAUGGAGGGCAGGGGCAGCCUGUGUACUCACCCAAAAACUCUCCCCCCAACAUCCUCCAGCGCUGUCAAGAAGGAGCCCUGACAAACAACCACAGCAGUAAGAUGUUGGAGGUUGAGUUGGGCUGGCUGAUGGAUCAGCGCGCCCAUAGCCUCAGCAGUCAACAGCAGGAUGAGCUCCACGACCGGCUUGCUGGCAGACUGAGGCAGCAGAACCUGGUGGAGUUUAAGAACGGGGGACGGAACGGAGGAGUCGGGGGAGGAGUGCGGGAGAUGUUCAGCAGCUGGCUGGAGGACGGACACUCGAGGAGGGGGCGGGAUCUGCUCCUGGACAGAGAGAGGAAGAUGACAGAUGACACAUCUGGGAGGCUGACUGGAUAAACGGUGCGAGUAGGAUUUUCCGCCAUCGCCGCCGCCGCUGCUGCUGGAAUCAUAAGAAAACGAGGUGGACUGAAAAUGAAGCAACGAAAAUAAGUUGUUUUUUAAAAUCAUAUGAUCUUUUCCUUUUUCUUUUUACAAUUUGUAUCUCUUGAUUGUCGCAUCUCAGAUCACGCACAACAUCCUCCUCAGAGUUACCCGGCCUUCACAGACCUGAUGCUACAAAAGCCUGAGUAAGAAGGGGGCUUUGCUUUGGCACCUUUUAUCUUAGCGAGGUGUACACAUGCUCCCUAAUUGAAAUCAUAUGAGUGCAAGGAGACAUUCCGGGUUACGAUCUGUGAAGGUAAUUGAAACAGCCAACCUCUACUGCGAAAUUCAAAUUCCUUUCUAUUCAUUUCUCACAGGAUUUAGAGUUUUUCAGUAAUAUUACAGGAGCGAAUCUUCUUCCAGUAUAUGCAGAAACAAGGUUCAACACUCAACAUCAGAAAGACCACUGAGAUGUGAAUAACUGGUAUCCAACAACAGGUGGGAUUUUGGUUUUACAAACCCUAAAUCCUCUUUAAGAUCUGGAUUAUUUGUGUCUUUACUAAUCAAUAAGACUUAUUUGUACAAGUCCCACCAGCCAAUCACAGUAGUAUGAAGAAGGCUGCAAACUGAAGGUAAAAUGAAACAAGUAAAAUAGUUUGUACUGCCCCUUUAAUUGUAAUUGUCCCUUUGAGUUUAUGAUCCUGAAUAUUUCCACUUGGUGCCAGUUUCAUGACAAAACUAGUACUAAUGCUGACUCAUCCUUACAAUGAAUUAUCAUUGCACUCAUGACAUAAUCAGACUUGUUAUGAAAAGUUAAGAAGAUCCAAGUUGCAACAGAAUCAGAGAUUUGGGUUGUUUUUUAUUCCACCAAAUGUUCAUCCUUGUAAAACAUGAAA
Gymnodraco acuticeps is the source of this 4961-nucleotide messenger RNA. RefSeq names its product zinc fingers and homeoboxes protein 2-like. Gene Ontology annotation, biological process: regulation of transcription by RNA polymerase II. The transcript has 4 exons. Bases 946 to 4041 code for a protein of 1031 amino acids. The record is from RefSeq and is a predicted model, not a curated record. Gene Ontology annotation, molecular function: DNA-binding transcription factor activity, RNA polymerase II-specific; DNA binding. Gene Ontology annotation, cellular component: nucleus. NCBI's taxonomy places the organism in Eukaryota, Metazoa, Chordata, Actinopteri, Perciformes, Bathydraconidae.